AUGCAGACGACACUCGACGACGAAGAGGAAGAGUUUCAGCUUCCUAAUCUUCGCAAACCUAAACCCCAUUAUUCAUCGAGACACGGGCCUUACAACACAGCCAUCUCCUUUGGACCAGAGUCGAUUCCGGACGAUGCACCUCCGAGCCAACUAAACGCAGCGGUCAAUGCUCAUCGUACUGCUCUACAUAUAAUGCAAUGGAAAGCACGUCCUAUACCCAGCCUUAAAGACAUGCAAGAAGAACUAUCCGCACCCGAAUCACUCGAGUCGAUCAAGGAGCAGAUGGCACAACUGCAGAAGAGUCAUGUGGAGGAAUUGGAGAAGCUGUACGAUGCGCAUGCAGCGGAUUAUAUCCAGGAGAUGAUUGACUUGUAUCGCUCCUUGGACGAGACUAUGCUUUUUGACGGAUAUCAACCCAGUGGAGGAGGAGGAGGGUCGUCUCGGGAAGAAAUCGCACAGCAUAGGGAAUCGAGUAGAAGGUUGGAGGAGCUGUACAACCAGGUCCAAGCAUGCUCGCCGCUUCUACUCCCACUCGCAAACGAGUACUCGACGUUCCGCCAUUCAUAUUUUGUGCGGAUGCACGAGCUCCGGACCAGGUACGCACGGAUAAAACAGCAACAGGAUGCGCAAUUCCCUUUGACUGCCGAAGAAUGGAGAACGCGACCGAAGGAGUUGCGGAUGUUGGUAGCGAGGUUCUUGAUGGCUCCUUCAAAGAUUCUGCAGGAAAAGAUGAUGACCGAGCAUGGUUGGGCUUGGAGGUUGGUUGACCCUUUGAUACGGGAGUACAAGGCCGAUCAGAGCUUUGCGUCCGAGGUCAUGUCUAUGCUUUUGGCGGAGAACAUGGGGCAGGGAGCGCCGGUUGUAGCAGUGAGGUCGCAAACUACGAUAGAUCCCAGGUUGAGGAGACCAUAG
Messenger RNA from Coprinopsis cinerea okayama7#130, 912 nucleotides. RefSeq lists its product as hypothetical. The coding region runs from base 1 to 912 and encodes 303 amino acids. The record is from RefSeq and is a predicted model, not a curated record. NCBI's taxonomy places the organism in Eukaryota, Fungi, Basidiomycota, Agaricomycetes, Agaricales, Psathyrellaceae. The transcript has a single exon.